Molecule: messenger RNA, 2242 nt
Organism: Lobosporangium transversale
Lineage: Eukaryota; Fungi; Mortierellomycota; Mortierellomycetes; Mortierellales; Mortierellaceae
Exons: 6
Coding region: 173-2110 (645 amino acids)
Molecular function (GO): oxidoreductase activity
Source: RefSeq, a predicted model, not a curated record
UUUUUUUUUGUUCGUUACAUCGCUUCCCAUUCAUUCGCCCAACAAUAGAAAAAACCAUCUUCAGUCAAUUCGAGUAUAUAUUCAAACAGCAACAACAAAACCAAUUAGUACAGCCUACACAACUUCAGCCUACACAACUAUAAUAGCAACACCUUUCGCAACACCUAAAGCUAUGGACUCUAUAAAGAAACACGUUAUCAUUAUUGGAGCUGGUAUCUCUGGUCUCGCUGCAGCUUACGAGCUAUCCAAACAUCCUUCCACGAUUCAGGUGACCGUCCUUGAAGCUAAGAACCGCAUCGGAGGUAGACUCGACACGCACCGAAAUCUGUUUUCUGGUGAACAUAGUGAUAUCCCUGUCGACUUUGGGGCAUCCUGGAUCCAUGGUGUCGACCCCUCAAACCCCAUUGUGAGCCUGGCCCAGGCAGCCCAGGUGCGUCUAGAAGCUACGAACAGUGAUGUCAUAUAUGAUCGUCCCGGCCAUAAGGAGCUCGCCCAGGAUGAGAGUAAUCAUUAUUGGGCCAUCCUCUGGGAUAUUUUUGGCAGAGCCAAAGAAUAUUCUCGUGACAAUCGGAAAGGAAUUUCUAUUCGAACCUCCUUCAAAAACUGGCUAUGUCAGUAUCUGGCAACCCGGCAGUCCAGCGACCCAAAACUACCCAAUUACAUGUCAGAGAGAGAACUGAAAAUAGUGCCUCUGUUAGCGCAGUUCUGGGCAGAUGAAAAUGCAAUCCCACUUGACAAGGUCUCUCUCAAGUACAUGGAUGCUGAAAAUAUGCCUCCAGGCGAUCAUUGCAUUGUAACAAACGGUUAUGACCGCGUAUUGGAUACGCUCUGCAAGGACAUGGGUCCUGUCGAUAUACGGCUAGAGCACGUUGUGGAUCACAUUGCAGUCUGCCGUCAAGGUUUCAACAACAAGGGUGUAUUUACUGCGGAUAUAGUUUUGGUCACUCUUCCCCUUGGAGUCCUCAAGUCCAACUCCGUCACAUUUUCACCGCCUUUGCCCAUGAAUAAGCAAACAGCUAUCAAACGCCUGGGCUUUGGCACUAUGCGACAGAUGUUGGCUUUAGAGACUUAUAUGAGCGACCUUGCGAACUACACGUCUUUCAUGCCCAUCCACAAUGCGCCUAUCAUGAUUGCAUACAUGGCUAAUGACUCCGCUGAUGUCUUUGAAAAACUCACAGAGGAUGAAGCUAAAGAGGUACUGAUUUGCCAUCUUGCCCAUUACUUCGACGUUCUCAUCAAGGAUCCCGUUGCCCGAUCUGUUGUCGUCAUGUCGAGUCCUGAGCAAGUAUUAAAGAGAGGAGAAUCGCGUUUCGAAGAACUGGAUAUCAAGGCUUGCGGAAACAGCUUUUUGGGCACCAACAAAAAGGUGAUCGACACCUAUGCUGAAAAGCUCAAGGGCACUGACGGAUUAAGAGUUAUGAAGACACUGUUACCCGUCAGCUUGAUGGCCACAGGUAACUGCCUCAAUCAAUUUGCAGGCCUUCCACAGAUGGGUGGCGCCGAAGGCAGUCAUGGCUACCACAGUAGCAAGAUCGGUGACAAUAAGGUUUUCAACGAUCGAGCCCUUACUCCUAAUCAUGGAUCUAAUAGCCUUACUAAGUAUUCAGUAAAACCCACCGACAAUGCAACCGCCGUUGGGCCUGAUAGUGGCCUACAAAACACUACCUUCAAGCUGAAAGACCCUUAUUCGGUCAUAAAUUCAACAGCGAUCACCAAUGAUACUACCAUGUCAUCUCAGACAUUAAGGCCUCCUUACAACCACUACAGGAUAACUACAGGCAUUAAGGAACAAAAGCAGCAGGCCCUACAUCAGUACCAGCAGCAAAGACAGCAGCAGAAUAGGGCUGUUUUGCUCUCAGAGAAGGACUCCUUGAUCAGCAACAAUAGAGGGGCCAGUGGUUUUUUCGAAGGUGAUUACUUCAACUAUUACCCUGGAUUGGCCAAAAAGAAUUCCGUCAAGGCUGUGAAGAUGAUCGCUGUGGACGAUGCGAUCCGAGGAAGAGUGUAUUUUGCAGGUGAACACACAACCUCAACUUCGUUUGCGAGCGUGCAUGGUGCACUCAUGACAGGACGACGUGAGGCUGCUAAAAUCCUCGCUCAGACAUUUUAAACAAAGUAUUAACCAUUUAGCAAUUAGGUUUCAUCUUUGGCAUGAGAGCAGCACCCCACAAAUAUUGGCUUAUAUUAUACGAUCUUGUCGAUUUUGAUAUUUUUAGUCCAAAUAAAAAAUUAAAAAUUAUUG